Molecule: messenger RNA, 1547 nt
Organism: Diabrotica balteata
Lineage: Eukaryota; Metazoa; Arthropoda; Insecta; Coleoptera; Chrysomelidae
Source: the annotation of a GenBank genome assembly
GAAACACCUGUCAUCACAACAAAUUUUCAUAAUUUACAUUUUUUAAAUUGUUUGUAUAUAAUUAACAUUCUUGGAAAGGUAUGAGGAAGGGACUAUUUUAGAAAGGAAUGUGUUGACUUACCGAUUUCUUAAUUCGAAGUAAGCUGUAACUUUUUUUAAACAAAUAUUAAUAAGAUUUGCCAAAUUUAUUGUUGCUACUAAUUUAUGUCCAAAAUCAAAUUUAUUCAAGUAUACCAUGUUUAAACUAUAAAAUAUAAAAAUGCCAGAUUCUGUAGAAGAAAGUCUUCACUAUAUUCUAAAAGGAGUUCCACUAGAAGGAGAAGAGGCAGAAAUAUGUGAUUUUACUUUAGAAGAGCUAAAUGAAGCUUUGGAGUCUCAAGGUAUUCAGCCUAGUGUUGACCCUAAAUUCACACCAAUUGUCUUUGAAACCGUCUGCUAUAUAGUUGUUUGCAUUGUUAUUAAUGAGCAAAAUGAAGUUUUAAUGAUGCAAGAAGCUAAGAAGUCGUGUGCUGGAAAGUGGUACUUACCAGCUGGUCGUAUGGAGAAAGGAGAAAAUAUUAUAGAAGCAUGUAAGAGGGAAGUCUUAGAAGAAACAGGCCUAAAGAUAGAAUGUACAACAUUAUUAGCAGUUGAAACUGUAAAAGGAAAUUGGAUAAGGUUUGUUUUGACUGGAAAAGUUACAGGAGGUAAUUUAAAGACUCCUUCUGAAGCUAACCAAGAAUCUAUACAAGCCAGGUGGAUUAAAAGAUUGGAUGAGGUUGAGCUACGGGCCAGUGACAUUGUCCCUCUAAUCGAUAGAGCCAAAGUUUUUAAAGAAGCUAGAAGAGUUAACGAACCUGGUUGGUUUGAAGACCAGCUGCCAGCUUUGAGGGCAUACGCGAAACAGCUAUUACGCCUGGUCGUAGUCAUUAAGAAGAAAGCCAAUAACCGUGUACAUAUAUUGAUAAGCGAAAGAACGUCGUGGCAUCUUCCCGCCUGUGAAAUUCAUCCCAAUAAAAGUAUACAUUCCACUCUUAAAACGUUUAUGGUAGAAUUGUUCGGGGCAGAGGUCCCGCAACAUAGACCAUGUGGAUUAUUGUCGGUUGAGCAUGAUGCAUCCACUAACAAAGAUGGUCUAUGUUUAACGCUUCUAGUAGCAUUCCGUACACCCUUGGAAGAAGUGCCUAUUAUUGGAAAGUGUGUCUGGCACGAAGUGUCCAAAGACUUGGGUGAUAAGUUGUUGCUGAAAGUAGCAUCUAGGAAUGCGACUUUCUGUCUGAAUACUAUAAGAUGAGUUAUUUUCCAACAAUUUUAGAUUAUAUUUACACUUCAAAUACUGUGUAUAAAUGACUAAUCAAUAUUAAAAACGAGAGAAGGGAUAAAGAUACGUUGAAGUGAGGCGAGGAGAAAUGAGCGGUUGAUUUCAAGAGAUCGAUUUUAACUAACAUUGUUAAUAUGGUUAUGGUCUACAUUCCAACCUUUUAAUCAUAACGUUUUCUGUAAAUUAUAUAUUUUAUAUCUGUUAACAUGUAUAUUUAUUCAAAUUAUACUUUAUUUGAUUACAUCAA